GGGUUACUCUCGUCUUUGCUUCGGCUCUCUUUUUAGGGUUUUUGAGCACUUACAGAGUUCGGAGCGGGCACGAUUCUUCUGUCUCGCAAGGGAUUCACACUGCAGAGGAUGUGCGGAAUUGCUCUCAUUCUUUCGGGAGUUGAUGUCGUGGGUUGUGAUCUCUAUAGGGAAUCCGACGGACCUCCAUCGACCGACGCGGAAGAGCCAGCUCUAGUAGUGGGCGAUCUCAAAGAUGCUAUUGGAAGAAGAGGUCCUGAUAGCCUUGGUGUUAGAAAGGUUUUUGUUCAGUUAAAACAGACAGACUCUGUUGGGAAAGAUGAUGAUAAAGAAUAUACAGAGGAAGAUUUACAUAUAUGUUAUGAGGAAAAUGCGAACAAUAACAUCAGUUCAAUAUUCAAAGUUGCCAAUGUACAAGAUAAUAUCAUAAACAGAUGGAUCGCAGAACUAUAUUUUCUUGGUGCAACGCUGCAGCUUAGGGGUGCAAGUCCUAUUUUUCAGCCACUGGUGGAUUCUUCUGGAAAUAUUCUUGUUUAUAAUGGUGAAAUAUUUGGUGGAAUUCAUGUUAGUGAUGAUAAGAAUGAUGCUGAAACUCUUUUGCAUGUAUUGGAAAGUUGUUGCUACUGCAAUGGCAACGAAAAUGGAAAUGUUUGCUAUUGCACUAAACUUGGGGCACAGUUCAUUCCUGAAAUUAUUUCAAAAAUAAAGGGGCCAUGGGCCCUAAUAUAUUGGCAGAAAAAAUCGGGAACCUUGUGGUUUGGUCGAGAUGCAUUUGGAAGACGGAGCCUUCUUGUUCAUUGGCCAACAAUGGGUGAUGCAAGAUUUGUUCUUUCUUCUGUAUCACCAGCUUUAACUAUUGGGAAAAUUUCUGAUACUGAAGUUGAAUGUUCAAGUAGUAACAUUUGUUACUGGGAGGAGCUUCCUUGUGGGAUAUACAGCCUUUGCCUAAAGGCUCCUAAUGCAAGUGAGCAGCUUGUAAAGCAAAAACUGGUUGGUGAGAUCAGAAAACACAAAUGGACUGAUCCUUUGUUAAAUAGGCUAGUUGAAUGGGAAAGAACAUGUUUGGAUCCAAAAGUAGAUCCAUUCUUUUCUAACGAUCUUCAACUUCAAAGAGAUCAACUUGCUUUGUCUUCAAAUUCUCCCAAGGGAGUGCACAAGGCAGUUGCAAGAAUGGAACUGGAAGAGCACGGAUCAGAUAUUCAUAAUCAUAUCCCAGGAGAUGCUCGGCCAGCAGUGAAGGUCCUCAAUGCACUAAAAGAAUCUGUGAUGCGGCGUACUGUGAGCAGGAUCUUUCAGACACCUCGACAUGAAGACGAAAUGGAUGAUCACUCUCCUAUAGCUAUUCUCUUUUCUGGUGGGCUGGAUUCUAUGAUACUUGCAGCAAUAUUAGAUCAAUGCAUCGAUUCCAAAUAUACAAUUGAUCUGCUAAAUGUUAGUUUCGAUGGUCAACUUGCUCCUGACAGAGUUUCUGCUAGAGCUGGGGUAGCUGAACUUCAAACUGUUGCUCCUCAUAGAAGGUGGCGGCUUGUGGAGAUUGAUGCUGUUUUAUCCAAUUUGGCAUGGGAAGCAAAGCAUUUGUUAGCAUUGAUACAACCUGCAAAGACCUAUAUGGAUCUGAACAUUGGCAUAGCAUUGUGGUUGGCUGCUGGUGGUGAUGGCUGGGUUGAUGGGGGUCUUUGUAAAUUACAUAAUAACCACCAGCGGUAUAGAUAUAAGUCAACUUCCCGGAUUCUUUUAGUUGGUUCUGGUGCUGAUGAGCAAUGUGCAGGAUAUGGCAGGCACAGGACGAAGUAUAGGCUUGGAGGUUGGGUUUCACUCCAUGAGGAAAUGAGAUUAGAUGUGCAGAGAAUUUGGAAAAGAAAUAUGGGUAGAGAUGACCGAUGCAUUUCUGAUCAUGGCAAGGAGGCUAGAUUCCCAUUUCUUGAUGAGGAUGUUAUUAAAACUUUACUGGAUUUCCCUCUAUGGGAGAUUGCCGAACUUGAUAAACCAGCUGGAAUAGGUGACAAGAAGAUCCUUAGAGAGGUUUCAUGGUUGCUUGGAUUAAAACAAGCUGCUGAAAUGCCAAAGCGGGCUAUCCAGUUUGGUUCAAGAAUUGCAAGAGAAUCAAAUCGAAAGAACUUUGGAAGCAACCGUGCAGCCAACCAAGCGUCUGCAGGAAGUGUCGAGAUUCAUCAUUCUCUAAGCUAACACCAGUGGGAGCUGAGAUUGUCCGAGUCCUAUCUCCAUCACUAAUUCCUUGGGCUAAAGGAUAUAUUAAUGGCUUGACUUGUUCUGUCCUUAUCGGCAGUUCAGGAUAUAUAUUAAUGGUAGACUUUUUCUGACCUCUGCAUCUCUAAUGAAUGCAUGUAUCUCAGUUAUUCAUGACGGCUGAUUGUACCAGAGACCAGCUGUGCGUU
Molecule: messenger RNA, 2393 nt
Organism: Musa acuminata subsp. malaccensis (wild Malaysian banana)
Lineage: Eukaryota; Viridiplantae; Streptophyta; Magnoliopsida; Zingiberales; Musaceae
Molecular function (GO): asparagine synthase (glutamine-hydrolyzing) activity
Source: RefSeq, a predicted model, not a curated record